Messenger RNA from Acytostelium subglobosum LB1, 1137 nucleotides. RefSeq lists its product as hypothetical. The annotation marks the transcript as partial. Gene Ontology annotation, molecular function: chitin binding; chitinase activity. The record is from RefSeq and is a predicted model, not a curated record. NCBI's taxonomy places the organism in Eukaryota, Evosea, Eumycetozoa, Acytosteliales, Acytosteliaceae. The transcript has 2 exons. Gene Ontology annotation, cellular component: extracellular region. Gene Ontology annotation, biological process: chitin catabolic process; carbohydrate metabolic process.
AUGAAGUCUGCAUACCUGUUAUUGGUAUGCUCGAUUGCAGUUGUUGCUGGAAUCAAUAUUCAACAACAACAAUAUAAACAAAGUACACAAAUAUCAAUUACACAAUCACAAUCACUAUCAAUAUCAACACCAACACCAACAUUAGCACCAUGCUCAUGCUCUAAUGUAUCGAUGUGCCAACCAUUGAGAAUACCACCUCGCAAGGAGUUUGUUGGAUUCACUGUGUAUCCUAAUAACUUUGGCGCAUAUGAUCUGUCGCAUUUGACAACAAUCAUGGUGUUUGCGUCCAGUAUUGACCCGCAGCUGGUGUGCCAGGCUCACGCGGCUGGCGUGCGCGUCAUUGCCGCUGCCAAGUUCCCGCCCGAUCAGCUGACCAACCUCACGUACCACAUCGAGUGGAUCACUAGCAUGGUCUCCGUGGUGCAAACCAACCACUACGACGGCAUCAACAUCGACUUUGAGGACAAUAUCCCCAAGAACGAAACUAUGGUGACCGCUUUGUUGACUGCUCUGGUGACCGACGUCACCUGGGCGCUCAAGUCCAUCAACCCAUUCUACCAGAUCUCCAUGGACAUGCCACCCGCACCAUUCUGUGAUUGGGGACGCUGCUACGACUUCUUUGCCCUGUCCGAGGCACUCGAUUUUAUAAUUGCCAUGGACUACGACAUGAACUCCAACGGAAUCGCCGCCGCCAACUCUGACUUCCCCACCGCCAUGUCUGGUGCUGCCCAGUUCCUGGGCAUUGGCAUCCCACCCGAGAAGGUCGUCCAAGCAUUCCCAUGGUAUGGCUACGACUACAUCUGCAACGGUAACAUGACAUUGACGACCCGCGAGUGUACUUAUGACACAUCACAGCGUUGGAACAAUUCGGUCGUGGCCUCAAACUGCUACGAGGGUAUCAUGGAGACUUUCAAUCAAUCGACAAAUGAUGGAAUGCAUUGGGAUGACUUGUCCGAGUCGCCUUUCUUCAACUACGUCUCUGGUGAUAAUAUCAGACAGGUCUGGUUCGAUGACCCCAAGUCCAUCUACAUCAAGGUGCAAGCUGCCAAGGACUUGGGCAUUGGAGGUGUUGGCAUCUGGUACAUUGACUGCUGCGAUCCGGGACCCAUGUGGCAAGCAGUUAACUCAUUCUUUGAA